This is a messenger RNA of Biomphalaria glabrata, 1132 nucleotides long. Its product is annotated as ATP synthase subunit gamma, mitochondrial. Lineage: Eukaryota; Metazoa; Mollusca; Gastropoda; Planorbidae. Bases 71 to 961 code for a protein of 296 amino acids. The transcript is spliced from 7 exons. Gene Ontology annotation, biological process: proton motive force-driven ATP synthesis. Gene Ontology annotation, molecular function: proton-transporting ATP synthase activity, rotational mechanism. The record is from RefSeq and is a predicted model, not a curated record.
CUUGAGACUUUUUGGAGUAAAAUCUUGGGAUCGCUAAAGAAUCCAUCGACACCGGUUUUCUGUGAUCAAGAUGGAGACGAUUUUGUCAAGGGCAGCACCUUUGCUGUUGCCACAAUGUGGCCAAGCAGCACAGGCUCGUGGCAUGGCAACAUUGAAGGAAAUCCGACUUCGUCUCAAGUCAGUUACAAAUAUUCAGAAAAUCACAAAGUCCAUGAAGAUGGUGUCUGCUGCCAAAUAUGCAAAAGCUGAAAGAGAGCUAAAACCAGCGCGCCAGUAUGGUAUUGGAGCUAAAGCUUUUUACCAGAAGGCAGAAAUAGCCCAGGAUAAAACUAAACCAAACCAUCUGGUAGUGGUUAUGUCCUCUGACCGUGGUCUUUGUGGUGGUAUCCACUCUUCUGUAGUCAAAUAUGUCAGGGCCAAGAAGGAAGAAGAAGGAUCUACAGUUGAUACCAAAUUUGUUGUCAUUGGUGAUAAGGCUAAAGGAAUCUUACAGAGAACUCUAGCCAGUAAUAUUUUGGUCAGUUUCAAUGACUAUGGUAAGAGGCCUCCAACUUUUAGUGAUGCAGCUUUAGUGGCAAAUACACUUUUGAAUUUGGAUUUCAAGUAUGAAAGAGCAACUUUAAUCUUUAAUACUUUCAAGAGUGUGAUCUCUUAUAUUACUACUGAAUUGCCACUCUUCAAUGCUGAUGCCAUUCAAAAUUCUCAGAAAAUCAAUCUGUAUGACAGUCUGGAUGAAGAUGUUUUAAAAAGCUACAAUGAGUUUUCUUUAGCUAGUUUGAUUCUGUUUGCCAUGAAAGAAGGGGCUUGCAGCGAACAGAGUUCCAGAAUGACAGCUAUGGAUGCUGCCAGCAAGAAUGCAGGUGAAAUGAUUGGAAAACUGACUCUGACCUUCAACAGAACCCGUCAAGCUGUAAUCACCAGAGAACUUAUUGAGAUCAUUUCUGGAGCUGCUGCACUUUAAUUUAUUUGACCUGUUAGUUUUCUAUAUUUUUUGGUGUAAUAAUGUAGGACAGAUGAAAAAUAGGGAGACAUGUAUUUUUCAAGAAAUUAUACCAUCUGUUUGUAUGCCUAAAUAUGUUGGCUGUAUUGUUUAAGUACACACUCAUAUGACAGAAUAAAGACACAAACUUGA